Naegleria fowleri is the source of this 915-nucleotide messenger RNA. RefSeq lists its product as uncharacterized. The record is from RefSeq and is a predicted model, not a curated record. The transcript has a single exon. Gene Ontology annotation, molecular function: S-adenosylmethionine-dependent methyltransferase activity. Bases 1 to 915 code for a protein of 304 amino acids. Lineage: Eukaryota; Heterolobosea; Eutetramitea; Acrasida; Naegleriidae.
AUGCAACCACAACCACAACCACCACAACAACCUCGCAUUCUCAAUCAUGAUGAAUUAAAAUCCAAAUGGGACGCCUUCUCAAAGACCUUUCAACAAGUGCUCGAGCCAAGUACCAACAUCACUGCUCAAUCUCUCAUUUCUUCUCUCGCCUUAUAUGCGAAUAAUGAAUGCUCUCGUCAUCAGAAAAUACACAUUCUAGAUAUUGGAUGUGGUGGAGGAGGAGGUUCCUUUCUCAUUGCUUCCCAAAUGCCAAAUUCCGAUGAUUAUGAACUGACGAGUAUGGAUCUCUCUCCGGAGAUGGUCAAAUUAACUCGGGAACGAUGCCAAAUUCUUACGCAAGCUCCAUUCCAUCGAAAGAUCCAUGUGGUGGAAGGCUCUGCAGAGAAUCUUCCCUUUCCAGAUGAAACCUUUGAUGCUGUCUUUUCUAAUUAUUGUUUACAUUUAGUUCCGAAUCCAGAUCAAAUGUUAAAGGAAAUUCAUCGUGUCUUGAAGAAGGGAGGAAAGGCUUCAUUGAGUGUUUGGGGUCGUCCCGAGAAUAGUCCUUCCUUUACAGUGAUGCAAAAAGCCAUGAUGGAAUGUAAGAAGAGAUUUAAUAGUCAUGAUGGGGAUGAAAACCUUGUUCCGUUGAGAUCCCCUUUCCAUUUGCAUCAAAAGGAUCCAUUGCGAGAGAGAGUCUUGAAUGCUGGAUUUUCAAAAUGUUUAGCUUGGUAUCAAUUUCAACCUUUCCAUGCGUUCAGUGCUCGUGAAUUUGCCGAGUUGAAUAGUCUUACUCCUGAUUUUAGAGCUCUUGUGGAAGGAUCGGAAGAGAAGAGACUUGAAUUGUUGAAUGUGUUGGAAGGAAUGGCGAAAGAAACCUUUGACAAGAAUGAACCUAUUGGAAAUGAAGUGCUAAUUGUCUUGAUGAGUAAGGAAUAG